Rotaria sp. Silwood2 is the source of this 1512-nucleotide messenger RNA. Lineage: Eukaryota; Metazoa; Rotifera; Eurotatoria; Philodinida; Philodinidae. The record is from the annotation of a GenBank genome assembly.
AUGAAUACUGAUCAUAUAAAUUAUCAACAACAAAUAGCACAAUCGGUAAAUAAAGAAAAAGAUCAUGAAUUAUUAGAAAAAAGUGAUAAUGCGCCAAAGCAACAAACAUCUUCUAAUUCAAUUGGAAUAAAUCAAAAUACAACAUUAAAAAAUGAUGAAUAUCAAAGAACUAAUCAAAUUUCAGACAAUGAUAUGAAUAUAUUAACACCAAUUGAGCGUCGAGAAAGAAUAUCAACUUUAUUAAUUAUUGCUCUAAUUGCUCUUUUAACUGGUAUUGACUAUGCAAUUAUUUUACCCACAGCCUGGGGUUAUAUAAAAAUAUUUAUGCACAACCAUUAUGGUGGUUUCGUUAUGGGUAUACUUUUAUCUGUGUUUGCUUUAUCAGGUGCAAUUGCUGGCAUUAUACUAGGAUAUCUUAAUGAUAUUGGUAUAUCAUUAAAACGACUUGUUCUAUUUGGUAUUUUGUUUAAAAUAAUUGGUAAUAUACUUUAUUUUAUUGGUAUUAAUAUUUAUAUUGUCGUUAUAUCUCGAUUAAUUGCUGGUAUUGGAAUGGGUUUAGUGCCACCAUUAUUAGCAGAAAUAUCAAGAAGAUCAACACCAAAAACUCGCACUCAACUUUUAUCAAAGAUACUUGGCUGUCGUCAAAUAGGUCUUUUACUAGGUCCAUGUUUUACAAUAUUAUUAAAACAAAUGAAUUUUGUAUUGUUUGGUAUUCCUGUAACCAUGUAUAAUUCACCUGGUUUACUAAUGGCAAUCUUAUGGUUCAUACUAGCAAUUUUAACUCUCUUUUUCUUUUUUGAUUUAACUUUAUCAUCAGUAAUCUUAACAAAUCCAUUAAAUGAUUAUUCAUUUAAACAAGCAUUGAAACGUGUUUGUACAAUAUGCAAACAACCUGUGAUAAUAGUUCUUCUAAUAACUUCAUUUAUUGCAUAUUUUAAUCAAACAGCACUUGAAACAACCUUAACACCAUUUACAAAUCAACAAUUUAAUUGGCAUGAAUUACAAGUAUCAAUUUUAUUUGCAAUAGCUGGUAUUGAAAUAACACUUGUUUAUGUUUUACUACAUUAUAUAACAAAAAAAUAUCCGGAUCGAUCAAUACUUUUAUUUGGUUAUAUUCUUCUUAGUUUAGCUUGUCUUAUUGCUGUUGUCAUUUUACCUUUUUCCCAACCAGGUACACAAAAAUAUUUACCUAUUUUUCUUCUAUUUGUCGCCUUGGAUAUUCUUGCGUUACCACUUAUUGUUGUUACAAGUACGAGUUUAUUUACACAACAGAUUAAUAAUGAUGAACAAGGUAUUGGUCAAGGUAUUCAACGUUUUAUUAUAAAUGUAGCAACAAUUGUUGGUCCAUUAUAUGCUGGUAGUCUAUUAAAAUCAACAUGGAUUAUGCUUUGUUCAAUGUUAUUUAUAGUUCUAUUUGCAACAUUUCUUAUCCUAGGUAUUUAUCGUUCAUUUAAAUCAAAACAUGAUGAAGAAUUAUCAGCUUUAAUACGUCCGACAACAAAUAAUAGUUGA